AUUCCAUUCGAAACAUUCAUGGGUAGUGAUGCUGCGUAAUGUCGGAAUUCCCCGACUGCUUCUGUCAGAGUCGCCGAGCUUUAAUCGUCCGGAGGCACCGCUGUCCCCGAGUCCACAGUCCGACAUGUUCACCGGAGACUCUCUCGUCUACCCUGACUCCUGAGACAUCGCCCACCAGUAGCUCACAGAUGGGCAGCGAAGUAAUAUGACUUGGAGUAUGCAGACCAUGAGUAAGUAGCAGUGAUCACACGGAGUCAUCUGCAGGACCGCCCCGAGAUGCUGGAGGUCGGUCUGAGAGUUGUCAGAGGCUGGGAUUGGAAAUGGGCCGACCAGGACGGAGGCGAGGGCCACGCGGGCACCGUCGUGGAGAUUGGCAAGCCUCCCGUUCCUACCGGGAACGCGGCCUCCAACGUCAAUCAUGCUGACAAGACUCCUGACAAGACUGUCAUCGUACAAUGGGACCAUGGCGCCAGGAGCAAUUAUCGCAUCGGCUAUCAGGAUGCCCAUGACCUGCUGGUCUUUGACAAUGCUGCAGCAGGAGUCAAGCAUCAGAAUAUCCUCUGCGAUUGUUGUAAGAAACACGGUAUCAGAGGUAUACGAUGGAAGUGCUCGCAGUGCAGAGAUUACGACUUAUGUACUCAGUGUUAUAUGUCCGAUGCACACGACAUGAGCCAUGCCUUUCAAAGAUUUUUAACGGCGAAUUCUGCCGGGAUUCUAUUGACGAGUAGAGAAAAUUGUACAAAAAUACCUUUGAAGGGAAUUUUUAAGGGAGCCAAAGUUAUUAGAGGACCUGACUGGGAAUGGGGUAAUCAGGAUGGCGGUAAAGGAAAGACUGGAAUAGUACAUGACGUUCGCGGCUGGGAUAAUGAAAGCAGUCGAUCUGUAGCCACUGUGACUUGGUCCUCUGGAAGCACCAAUGUCUACAGACUGGGCUACAAAGGAUGCGUGGACCUGUGUUGCGUUCAAGCAGUCAGCGCAGGCUGGUCUUACUACAAAGAACACCUUCCUGUUUUGGGCCAAGUGUCUGCAAUUGUACCACCAAACGAAAACGUAUCUUCAAAUGCUGUAAAUAUAUCAAAUCCUCCCAGUCCUAGUCAUAUAGUUUUUAUGGUCGGUGAUAAAGUCAAGGUGUUGAUGGACGUUGACACCUUGAAGGGUAUGCAGAUCGGCCACGGCGGAUGGAACCCGCGGAUGGCUGACGAUAUCGGAAAGGUUGGUACUGUACAUCGAAUUACUGACAAAGGUGAUAUUCGCGUUCAAUACGACGGGUGCAAUAACAGGUGGACGUUUCAUCCCAGAGCUCUGACGAAAGUUAGUAGCAAAGAAAGUUUUGCCGUGGGUGACAUAGUAAAGAUAAAAUCGGACGCUAACACAGUCAAGCAUUACCAGAGAGGCCACGGCGAAUGGAUAGACGUGAUGAAAACGGCUCUAGGCCAAGCUGGCAAAGUCAUCAAAAUUUAUCCCGACGGGGAUAUGAGGGUGCAAAUAGGAGUUCACACUUGGACGUUCAAUCCCUUAAGUGUAACCUUAGUUCCAUCAGGCGUCGAUGCUCCUGGUACUUUCCCAGAUGCUUUUAGAGGCAUAACGAGACAAGAUAACUCGGAUGUAGAAGUGGAGAAAUUACUGCGAGACGCUGCAAGGGGCAAGGCAGGUAUACCAGCUGUAAAAGAGUUCCUACGAAAAAAUCCCGGUAGAGUAGACGCGAGAGGUGGUCCCGGUGGCGGUCGUAAGACCUGUCUCCAAGUUGCCGCUCACCAGGGACAGCGAGAGUUGUGCGUCCUACUGCUGGACGCUGGUGCUUCGCUCUUCGCCAUGGACGAGGAUGGCGAUACUCCGCUUCACUAUGCAGCGUUUGGCAAUCAACCAGAGCUGAUAGAACUGCUGCUAUCCAGAGGCGCAGCCAUAGACGCGGUAAACAACGGCAAGUGCUCAGCCCUUCAUGUGGCUGUAAAUAAGCAGCACUCGGAGUGCGUUAAAACUCUACUACGUCAUGGUUGCAAUGUCAACCUUCAAGACUCAUACGGAGAUACGACGAUGCACGAUGCCAUUGGCAAAGAUAUGGUGGACAUUGUUGACGCCCUUUGCGAGUGCUCGAGCCUCGACUUAACGCUUAGGAAUAAGCGAGGAUUCAACGUGCUGCAUCAUGCCGCCCUCAAGGGAAAUGCCCAUGCAAUGGAGCGGCUAGUUCAUCGAGCGCGUCAAUUGGUUGACAUAAAAAAGGAAGAUGGCUUCGCAGCCCUCCACUUAGCCGCAUUGAAUGGCCAUUACGAGGUGGCGGCGAGUCUGUUAACCGGGGGUCGAGCACAAAUCGACCUGCAAAAUAACCGGCGCCAAACGCCGUUGCACCUGGCCACGUCCCAGGGUCACUGGAGCCUAGUAGAGCUGUUAGUUAGCCACGAUGCCGACAUUACGAGUACCGAUGAGGAUGGCGACACAGCUUUACAUAUCGCCAUAGCCAAGAGUCAUUACCAAACGGGAAGCGCUGUGCCUCCCGCCGUCAACUUGGAGACGGUCGGAUUGUAUUCGAUAUGGCAGGACCUAGCGAGACAAAGUGCAAAGACUGAGCUAACACUGGCCUGCUAUUUGGUCAGCAACGAUUCAAGCGGUACGUUAUUCGAGCAGGCGAGAAACUCUAAAGGCAAAACGCCGCUGGAUCUCUUGCUAGCCGACCCAGAGAUCGCUCCAUUCGCCAAUUUGGUCAAGUCCUUCCAGGGACAACGUCGUACUAACCACAACAGACCGAUUCUGGAUAGCGCGGAACCACCAAUUUAUCAGAUCGAGACGGUCAGCCCUUCCGAAGUGGGCAGCAACGACGCGUCUUGGUCUGGCAGAGGAUCUAAUUGUGACAACUGUCAGAGGCAGGCUCCACCGCUGAACACUGGUAACGAGGAUGUGAAUAGACUGGAUGGACCUGGAGGCAGUGUUGGCGAGUGUACAAAUUGUACUCAGUGUGGGUGUUCUUUUGGAAAAUCGCAGAUGUAUCACGAUUCCCAGUUGAAUAGGGAAGAGUUGGAGAAAGAAGUUGAACGCGAGAAGUCGAAAAACAGCUAUUCCGAUAAAAAUAAGGAUGCCAGAGAGAAGGAUAAGGACUUGGAAAGAUUAAGAUACCUCGAGACGAGAAUAGCGGAUUUGGAAGAGGCGAAUAUGUGUAGUAUUUGUAUGGAACGUAGACGGAACGUUGCUUUUCUCUGUGGUCAUGGCGCCUGUGAACACUGUGCUGCUCCGUUGAAAACGUGCCACAUGUGUCGCCAAACCAUUACCAAAAAAAUCAAUUUAUAUUAGAGAGGCUGGGUUUGAUAAAAAAAAACAAAACGAAAAAAACUUUUAGUAGGGUUUCAGAAAAUAAAGCAAGAAUAUUAGGUUUUUAUUUAUUGAAUACUGUCAUUUUAUUUUGAUUUCUUUCAUGCUUUGCUUUUCAAAUUCAUUCCAGCUUUGUUUUUUCUUUUGUUUUAUAUAUAAAAAAAACUACCGCUAAUUUUGUCAGCGUUUGACUGGUGCAAUUACAGUAGUCAAUGAAUAAAAACUAUAAUAAAAAUAAUCAAUGACCCAUCAACAACCAGUAAAGCCGACUUUUUUCGGUGAGCUUCAAUCGUACCCCUGCAAGUGUAAACGAACUGCCAAAAGAAAUUUUUAAUGUUCAAUUCCAAUUGCUUUUUUCUACCAAGCGUAUCGCCGAGAAGUCUGAAGAAUUUUCCAUCGUAUCUAUGUACCAUAUCGUGCCAUAAUACCAAAUUUAGAAAAAUUUAAUAAUCGAAAACAUUUUACAAUGUACGAGUCGGCGCGUUGUUCAGUCGGUCAUCGCGUUUCCCGUCCAUUCGUUCGCGCCCAAGAUCGUCCAUGCCUUUAAUACCGGACCUCUUUUUUAGCCAGAAAGUAUAAAACUAGGAUUCUUUUAUAUAUUCUUUUGUUGCUUGCCUUGAUGUUAUUCUCACGUUCGAACGUGGCAUCGGAAUCACGAAAUUCCUUUCCUUUAUAGUGAAUUUUUUAGAAGUAAAUAAUGCAUUCCAAAGUCGUUUAAAACUCUUUGGAAUCGUAGAUAAAAAUCAGGAAAAACAAGUUUUUCUAAAGUACUUGUACCAUUCUUAUCGUAUUCUUUAUUCAAUUUUUUUUAUAUGCGAUGCACUGCUUUUGUUUAUUGUACAUUAUUUGUAAAUAUUUUAUCUCAAAUUAACUUUUGAACUAUAUUUUAAAGUGAUAUCACUUAAUUAUUUUAGAAAGUUUCAAGGAUAACUAUUAUUUAUAUAUUUAUAUAUACUAGUUGUUGUUUUGAAAAGAUUCUCGAACCGUAUUCUGUAUUAAAUUAAAAGUAAUGAAAAAUGUCUUAUACGGUUCGUUUUCGUGCAAUCUAUCAUUUUACUGAAUGCUAGGAGUUAAAUGUAUUUAAAAAAAAAUACAUUAUCAUGCUAAUUUCCAUAAUCAUUUGUACAUUUACCCAAGACAAGACCAAUUUCUCUUAAAACACCGAACCACGGGGUUACUUAUUUUGAUGAUUUUUGUUCUCGAUUAUUUUUGUAAUAGUAGUUGUAUUGUCAUUAAGCCUGUACUGCGUGUACUACAAAAAUGAAUUUAGGAUAUAAAACCGUAAUAGCGUAAUUUAAAGCAUCGAUAAGUUUCUACGAUUGUAUAAUUAACAUAAAUGGUAAUUAAAAUAAAUUCAAUUCAAUCAA
This is a messenger RNA of Nasonia vitripennis (jewel wasp), 4667 nucleotides long. It is a transcript of the gene mib2, whose product is annotated as E3 ubiquitin-protein ligase MIB2. The record is from RefSeq and is a predicted model, not a curated record. Gene Ontology annotation, biological process: protein ubiquitination. Gene Ontology annotation, molecular function: zinc ion binding; ubiquitin-protein transferase activity; protein binding. The coding region runs from base 277 to 3282 and encodes 1001 amino acids. NCBI's taxonomy places the organism in Eukaryota, Metazoa, Arthropoda, Insecta, Hymenoptera, Pteromalidae. The transcript has 10 exons. Gene Ontology annotation, cellular component: cytoplasm.